AUGUUAUCUCGUAAAAACAAGGACUUAAGGACAAUGAAAGAAGGCGUCGUUGGUAAAUAUGUGAAAAAAGAAACGCCCCCUGAAAUCCCGAUCAUAAACGUGUGGUCCACAGAGCCUUUGCGAAAGUCACCACAGCGAAGGAACGCGAGCCCUUUUCCGCAGGCCAAGCCAGGUCAUCAGACGACCAUCGCACAGAAGUAUGGCAGUGCGCAGGGCAUGCCGAGCGCCCUCACGGGGCACGAGGGCAAGUACACGCAAAGUAGCUCAGUGCCUGACCUGGCGCACAAGUUCUCAGGUCUCUCCGUUGCCCCUCGCGUCGCCACGGACGCCGCCUCCGGUAGCAGCAGUGGCAGCAGAUUUGUCCAUCCUACAGCCACUGACAUUUCCCUUCUCACUCCUGUCACUGGACAGUACUCAGGGUCAGAUUUCAACCUGCACAAGAUACCCACGCCUCAACUGAGUCCGAACUAUUUAUCUGUCCAUGAUAGCUCUGACUGUAGUGAUUUCCAUGAGCCAUGUAUGGCUGGCUACCCACAUAACAUUGAAGACCCAGUAGCCCACCCUUUACCGCUACACUUUCUUUCAGAGUCUGCUGUUCAUUAUCGCCAGAGGCUGCAAUCACAUGUUCAGAACAUGCCAGUAUCUGCACAUAAUGUGUAUCAGCAUAAUAGUGGGGAUGACUCUUUGUCUGCCAAUGUGAAUAUUGAACAAGGGGAAGAAAUGCCUCUACCUCCUGGUUGGUCUGUGGACUAUACCAUGAAAGGACGGAAAUACUACAUUGACCACAACACAAAAACAACACAUUGGAGUCAUCCUUUGGAGAAGGAAGGUCUUCCCACAGGCUGGGAGAGAAUAGAUUCCCCAGAGUAUGGUGUAUACUAUGUGAACCACAUCACCAGACAGGCUCAGUAUGAGCAUCCGUGUGUUCCUCGGUACAUCUAUCCGCAAGAAGUUAGAAGUCAGCCUCAAGUGCAACCUCGGCUAGCACCAGUUCCUCCACCAGCCCCACCUCCUCGACAUACACAUUUCCAUCCACACAAUGUCCUAGUGCCUGCAAACCCUUACCUCAAUGAAGAAAUUCCCCUGUGGCUAGUGGUUUACUCACGAGCUGCUCCAGAACUUGAUCAUAAGCUUCGUUGGGAGAUGUUUCGUCUCCCAGAGUUGGACUGCUUUAAUGCCAUGUUAACACGCCUUUAUAAGCAGGAGCUUGAGGAGAUUGUUAUGCGCUAUGAAGCUUAUAGGGCAUCACUCCUAUGUAGUAUGGAGCACCAAGUAGUAGAAAGUGAAUCUAAGACAACAAAUGAGAUAUUAAAGGAAACAGCCCUUGCUCAGGAUAUUGAAACUAAAGUAUAA
Gryllus bimaculatus (two-spotted cricket) is the source of this 1353-nucleotide messenger RNA. The record is from the annotation of a GenBank genome assembly. NCBI's taxonomy places the organism in Eukaryota, Metazoa, Arthropoda, Insecta, Orthoptera, Gryllidae.